Molecule: messenger RNA, 204 nt
Organism: Protopolystoma xenopodis
Lineage: Eukaryota; Metazoa; Platyhelminthes; Monogenea; Polystomatidea; Polystomatidae
Source: the annotation of a GenBank genome assembly
AUGAUCUCCGUCUCGUGGGCGGGCAGCGUCCGACUUUCAGGAAGCUGUUGCAGCAUCUGGCGAUGGUACCAGUUGCCACUGCUCGGUGAGCGAACCAGAAAGUCCUCCUCCUCCAGAGUCAGCUCGGUGCGCCUAAACAAUCAUAGACACGUGGACAGUCAAGUUACUAGGCAACAGCAAAACUGGCAUUGUACAUGUGCAUAA